UGUUUAGAGCUGAGAGUUCCGACACCGGUCAGUACUCAGUCAGUAGUUCUUAGGACGCGGAGCUGUUCAUAUUUUAACCAAAGUUCCCAAUCAAUAACCAUGUUCUCUAGAUUAUUAUUUGUUUUAAAUAUUUCCGGCUGUAUGGCAAGCAGGCCGGUCAUUACAGAACAUCCUCAAGAUAUCAUGGUGCAUAGAGGAGCACCGACCACAUUAAACUGCGGAGCUUUUGGUUCUCCGACACCAACCAUUUCAUGGUUUAAGGACGGAGAACGUAUGUUUACCGGAGGAGGAGAUCAUACAGUUCUAUUACCAGGAGGAGGUUUAUUCUUUCUCCGUACUCGGCAUAACCACAGAAGCAGAGACUCCGGGACCUAUAGUUGUAGAGCGGAGAACGAGGAAGGAGUUGUUUACAGUAAAUCCGCAACCCUCACAGUUAUAUAUUUGAAGCAUGAAUUCGGUCAUGUUCCUAAACUUGUGACUGCUGAGGAGGGGGAAAAUAUUGCUCUAUCCUGUUUCCCACCUGAGGGAAAUCCUAAACCAACAAUCUCCUGGAUGAAAGAAGGUCAGGUGCUGAAUUUAAACUCCGGAAAGUAUUCUCUGGAUCCGUCCGGAGUACUCCUUGUAAACAAGCUGACCCAGGAUGAUACUGGGAAGUAUGAAUGCAGUGCUCGGAACGAAGCAGGAACACUCACAGAUUCUCCUGUCUCUCUUACUGUUAGGAUUAGUGAAUAUGAGGAAGAUAAAGAGGAGGAAGAAGGAGAGUAUCUACCUAGUCCUGUGAUAACUGAUGCAGUUCUUCUUGAUCGUAUAACAGGCCUGGUCCACUGGUUACCUGUUCUAGAUGUGGAUGAUUAUAUUGUCCGUGUGGUUGUAGGAGAUCAGGAGAUCACAAACAUUACAGUGGAGAAGGACGUGAACCAAGUCAAGCUGCACAGCCUCGACCCUGACCUCGUUUACACCAUCAGCAUCGCCGCCGAGCGUCAAGGUGUCAUCUCAUCCUUCUCCCCGGAGCAUAAACUGUCCUCAAACCUCCGCGAGAUAACUGUCAACCUGACGGAGACGGACAACCCCGAACCUGAGCUCUGGAUUAUUGGUAUGGUUGUUGUGAUCAUGAUCACUCUGAUGAUCAUCCUGGCAGCUGUUCUCAUCUUCCACAAGAUCUCAAACCUGAAGGAGAAGGAUGCAGAGGAGGCAGAUAGGACGGAGAUCAAGAGAUAUAGUUGGUUGGAUAGAAGAUGGGACACAAACCAGAUCAGUUCUUUCAAAUCUGACAGGCUUCUCCUGGACAACCAUUAUGAUUACGUGAUACCAAAUCAGACAUUUGAAUCUUAUCAGUUCUCAAAUCAGAACACAGGAUCAAAACUGAAAACCAAUCAGACAACUGAUUCCUGUCACGUGAUCCCAAUUCAUUCAGAUAUUUACCAUUAUGCAUCAACCCCUAUUGUGAAGACGGACUUCUUAAUGCCAAUCAAACUUCAAAAUAUUUAAUUAAUCCGCCUUUUUAUCUUCAAUCUACGGGAACCUUUAACCAGUUUAUAGUUAUAUAUUCACCAUACAUUCCUUCUGCUAAGAAACCAUUAGAAAUUGUAAAUGUAUCUUGUAAAUAAUAUAUAAUAUGUAGUCCAGGCUAGGCGAUACAACAUUUAGAAAUAAAUUAUAAUCAUAAA
Eurytemora carolleeae is the source of this 1667-nucleotide messenger RNA. RefSeq names its product neogenin. Gene Ontology annotation, cellular component: plasma membrane; axon. NCBI's taxonomy places the organism in Eukaryota, Metazoa, Arthropoda, Copepoda, Calanoida, Temoridae. Gene Ontology annotation, biological process: dendrite self-avoidance; homophilic cell-cell adhesion; axon guidance. Gene Ontology annotation, molecular function: cell-cell adhesion mediator activity. The record is from RefSeq and is a predicted model, not a curated record. Bases 100 to 1488 code for a protein of 462 amino acids. The transcript is spliced from 2 exons.